GCCGAUCGAGAAGAACAUGUGGGUGAGCGUGUUAACCAGCACUUCAAGAUGGAAGACAAUGAUAAGUCUCCCCCUAAGGAUUACUAUAAGAUUCUAGAAGUUGAUUACGACGCAACUGAGGAAUUGAUCAGACUCAAUUAUCGGAAGCUUGCAUUGAAGUGGCAUCCUGAUAAGCACAAAGGCGAUAGUGCAGCUACAGAAAAAUUUCAAGAGAUUAAUGAAGCUUAUAAUGUGCUGAUGGACCCUGCUAAACGUUUUGAGUAUGAUUUCACUGGUAUUUAUGAGAUCCACAAGUAUACUUUACGGGAAUAUCUCGCCAGAUUUAAGGGGAUGAUACUCACUUGCAAUGGGCUUGGUAUCAGCCAAUCCUCAUCACCAUGGACACAUCAAUUGGCGGAGACCACCAAACAACAGACGAGCAAGGAUACUGUAUAAACUGAAGCAGAAGUUAGAAGAGAUCUGUAAAACUGUACAAAACUGGAGCUAUAGCGCUUUUUAUCGCUCAUUGAUGAUAUAGUGAAAUGCUUUAAUUAGGUCUGUUGUAUUGUUUCUUUAUCGAUGUAGAACUAGAGAAGCUUGUAUUGUCUCUGGCUUCUAUUCAUACAUUCACACAUUGGUGAUGGUUCCAAUCUUUUACUACUCUACUAUUCUCAUCAUUCAUGGUUUUUUCCAGACUUUAGACAGAAAGUGAAUAAUACAAUCUAUGAAAUGAAGCUUCAAUCUUAGA
This is a messenger RNA of Arabidopsis arenosa, 727 nucleotides long. Lineage: Eukaryota; Viridiplantae; Streptophyta; Magnoliopsida; Brassicales; Brassicaceae. The record is from the annotation of a GenBank genome assembly.